Histoplasma mississippiense is the source of this 1797-nucleotide messenger RNA. RefSeq lists its product with no specific name. The transcript is spliced from 4 exons. Bases 1 to 1797 code for a protein of 598 amino acids. The record is from RefSeq and is a predicted model, not a curated record. Lineage: Eukaryota; Fungi; Ascomycota; Eurotiomycetes; Onygenales; Ajellomycetaceae.
AUGAUGCUUGCGGUUGAACAGAAGGUCCAGGAACUUGUCGCACAUGUUGGCAUCGCCAGAAACUGCUGCUCCCCGGUUCAGCCCAGUGAGAAGAGUCCCUGUAGUUUGAAUGUUGGAGUAUCAGACAGGCAAACACCCAUUGAACGCCAAAGGUACCAGCUCUGGCCCAUCUGGAAGAAGCCAGGGAUGGCAUCUGGACGAUGCACACCAGAUCUGAGCGAUCUGAAGAGCCAGUUUAAGGAGCGUGGAACGCUUUAUCGGCGUCGUAAAAUUAGUGUUCCAGAAUUAGGGCCUAUGACGACCGUCCAGGAAAAGAACAUAGAUUCGCCAACAAUACCAGGUAAAUUUCCUACUCAUGAGCGGUCUAAUAGUGCGCCUGGAGUAUCGUCGAGCCAACCAACGUGUCAAGAUUCUGCCCUUGAUCCAGUUGGCGAGCCACCAAGUUUGUCGAGGAAGACAUUUGGAAAAGUGCUUGGUCCUUCACCCAUGGAAGACGAUAGACAUAAGUCAAUAAAAAGGGCAUCCUCAUUACUGCUUCCUGAUACGCUGGAAACAUAUCAAUUUGCUGUAAACGUGGUUGGAUCUUCCAAAAGUAAUUUGCCCAUUGCAGGUCUGGAAGAAAACAAACUGGAAAAUGACCAGCCACCCGAAGUACCACCAAAGUCGCCUCGGCUUGGUCUCCGAAUCCCAACUACCCAGCCAACGAUCAGUUUUUCUAGUGCCAGCUCAAACUCCUCUGUUACAACGUUGGCUGCUCCAACGAGCAGUACCCCAGCUGAGAAGUGUUCGGCACAGAGCUUCAUAUUUCCCUUACACGACAGGAACGCUGAAACACAGUCGGGAUCAUUUGACUUGGGACUAUCCGCAGUCCCAUCGGGUUCGCCGUCCCCACUGGAAGGUAGAGGCACUCGCAGCCAUUCGAGGAACAGAAGUGUCGCAGUAUGCCAAACGUAUCGCAGCGCGAUCACACCACCGCCCAUGCUGCAAAGGAAGGGUUCAAUGCCGCUAGGUAACAAGCCAGACUUCUCUCAAAAUUCAAUCACGGAGACACCCCCAAGGAAUAAAUCUCCAGUACAGAGUGCCGAGGUACCUAAGCCCAAUAAGGAACCUUCAGACCAUGCAUUCCUGAUCCUACCCGCCGGGAUCCCAGCGCACACUGCCUCGAAAUUGCUUCCACAGGAUGAAAUCGAGAGAGUGAAAAUCCAAGCGUGGGAACAGGCCAAACGUUUUGAGAUACUCAAGUACGCAGAAGUCAGAUCACUUUCUAGGCUACUGAGGUUGGAUAAGGAAUUGCGAGCGCUCGAUAAAAGGUGCGAUUAUCUCCGCAAAACCUACAAGUCUUUGCGAUCCGGGCGUCGAGGGCUGCACACACGAAUGAUCUCGUACCUCAAGUCACCCCGGGUCUCCAAAUUCUCAAGGGAAGGCAUCCUGAAGCAAGAAGAAGCCCUCUCCGAACUUGACCAGUCCAUUGACGAAUGGGCCUACAAGCUGGACCUUGCUGAAAAUAGAAGGAUUCGUAUUCGACAGAAGUUGCUUGAGCACAUGGCCGGCACAAUGACGCUAUGGACCCCACAGUAUGAAGGCGAGGCUCUAGAAGAUGACCUGACACCCUUCCGAAGCCCCCCGAGUCCUCCAAGGGCGGGGACUCCACCAUUUGUUAACCGCCGGGAGGUAGAGUCAAUUAAGAUAUAUGCAGAUGCCGAGUUGCAGGCUCUGUUCGCUAACAUCGAAAAGGAGAUGGAAAAGAUGAUCCACCCUGUACCGUCAACCCCACCGCCAACCACUCUGAUUUCCUAG